AUGACCAGCAAACCUAAUGCCCAACCAGGCACCGGGCCUGGACUGAACGACGAUGUUGUCGAAAUUGACAGCAGCGACUAUGAGAUGUUAGAGAAGUCAAACAUAGCCAUUGGCGGCUCCGACGCUGAUAACUUGUCUGAUGCCCUGGAAACUGAGCCUAGAGACAUGGAUGACGACAAUAUGGGCAUGGAUGAUGACGAUAUCGAGGAAAUCACCCCUCCUACUCUUAGACAACCCGAACUUACGAAAAGACCAGGUCACCCCCUGUUGAUCCCAGCCACACAGUUCGACAAUUUGGCGACAAGUAUAAUGAAGCCCCUUCCAGACUAUCCGGUCAAGGAUGAGACGUACAAUGUUUGGGAAAUCAAGGACUGGAACGCAAUAAGGAAGGAGGAUAAGAUACGCGGACCCCAGUUCGAAUGCGGCGGCUUCACAUGGAAUAUUCUAUUAUUCCCCAGGGGCAACAAUGAUUUGAUAUCGAUGUAUAUGGAGCCACAUCCACCAAAAGAUGCCGAGGGAAAUGUUGAUCCAAAGUGGUAUGUGUGUGCCCAAUUCGGCUUUGACUUGUGGAAUCCCAACCACCCGGAGUGUCAUCAUGCGAUGGGAUCUCAUCACAGAUUCAACAAAAAUGAAACUGAUUGGGGGUUUUCAUCUUUUAUUUCAGGAAGAGAUCUUUUGAAUGCUGCCAAGUACGGAAGGGCUUAUCCUUUGAUGGACAAGAAUCUGUUCAACAUUACUGCAUACGUCCGUGUGAUAGAUGAUUCCUCAACAGGUGUUUUGUGGCAUAACUGGGUAAAUUACGACUCAAAAGCUGAAACUGGUUAUGUUGGUCUCAACAACCAGGGAGCCACUUGUUAUCUCAAUUCUCUCCUUCAAUCAUACUACACCACCAAGAUCUUCAGAGAUUUGGUGAAUCAAAUUCCCACAGAAGCCACAAGUGAAACUAAGAGCAAAGCAGUUCCAUUAGCCUUGCAAAAGAUAUUCUACCUUUUGCAACUGUCGAGCGAGCCUGUUGGUACUAUGGAAUUGACAAAGUCUUUUGGCUGGGACUCCUCAGAUGCAUUCACUCAACAUGACAUCCAAGAGCUCAAUCGUGUUUUGAUGGACAAGCUCGAAAUGGCAAUGAAAGGCACGAAAAUUGAAAACAAGCUCAACGAUGUCUUUGUUGGCAAAAUGAAAUCUUAUAUCAAAUGCGUCAAUGUCCCUUACGAGUCUUCGAGAGAGGAGGACUUUUGGGAUAUUCAAUUAAAUGUCCGUGGCUUUAGAACACUUGAGGAAUCCUUUAAGAAUUAUAUCGAAAUCGAAAUGUUGGAUGGUGAAAACAAGUAUCAGGCAGGCGAUCAGUAUGGAUAUCAGGACGCCAAGAAGGGUGUUGUGUUCCGUUCCUUUCCCCCUGUCCUCCAUCUUCAAUUGAAAAGAUUCGAGUAUGACUUCAUGGUAGAUGAUCUUGUCAAGAUUGAUGACUACUAUGAAUUUCCUGAUGUUGUUGACCUUAGACCUUUUCUUGAUGAUGACUUGCCCGAUGAAGUGAAGAAUCAAAACUGGAGAUACAAACUCCAUGGAGUAUUAGUUCAUCAAGGAAGUAUCUCAAAUGGUCAUUACUACGGUUUGAUUAAACCGGAAGCUCACGAAGACUUAUGGUUACGCUUUGACGACGACAAGGUUUGGAAAGCAACACCAACUCAAGUCUUUCAAGAAAAUUACGGCGCCUCUGAAUUGCCUCAAGCGCACCUCAGACAACUCACACGCAACGAGCAAAACGAGUACUUAAUUAGACGAGCUACUUCAGCUUACAUGUUGGUGUACUACCGUGAGUCUGAGUUGGAUAAAAUCUUGCCCCCUCAAAAUUCUUUAGCACCCACACCAACGCACGUUGCUGAGCAGAUAAGAAAGGAGCAAGAGGAGUUUGAGAAGGCGGAGACAGCUAAUCGUGAAGCAUUGUUUUACAUGCAUGUGAAGAUCGUUACUGUGAAAAAUUUUGUUUACUAUAACGGUUUCGACACUUACCCUGACCCCACAGACCCACGUCUCUUUGAUGAGAACGUCUUCAACGAACAUGCAUAUCCGCUCUCUAUAAAAGUCAAGAAGGAUGCACCUUUCUCUGACCUCUAUGCGCUUGUGGCUGAAAAGUUAGGAUACGAUGUACCCAAAUCUGGCAGAACUGCCGAGGCUGCAGUAUCGGUUGACGAUGUUUCAUCUAAUUGGCCUUUCCAACUCCUCUGUGUUAGCCACCGUAACAACAGAACCAAUAGACCAGAUGCAGCAGUUCCUGAGCUGCUUUUUGAGGCCACGGUGAGCCAAGUAUACACACAAUGUUUCAAGCGUCGCUAUGAGGAGAUGGUAUUCUUUGUGGAUGAGCCUACAAGGCAAUUACAAAGUAUCGACGCACCUACUAAGUUAAUCUCACCGGAACAAUUUGACUUCGAAUCAGCUGCGCACCGAAUUCUCACGAACAAGUCCGUCAAAACUUUGGACCAUAGCUCUUCAAACUUAAUUCGAAUCUUCAUCAAAUAUUUUGAUCCUGUUAGUGAUGAAGCACGCGGACUUUCAUAUGCUGUUGUUGCAUCAGAUUCAAAGGUUGAUCUGUUGACUCCGAUAAUAAACAAGGUACUUCAAUUCGAUCCUGAAACACCCUUAACAUACUUCGAAGAGGUCUCCCACACUAGCAUCGAGCCUAUCAUUGAGACCAUCUCUUUCGAAAAGAAUGAGUUAGGAACUGGUGAUGUUUUGACAGUCCAGCUUGCUGAUACAGAGAGUGCCACUUUUGGUAAACGUUUCGCAAAUGCCAAGGACUAUUAUGAGUUUUUGUAUACAAGGCUUCACAUACAUAUCAAGCCCUUCAAAGCAAACGAAGAGGAGGAGGACAGCGACUUUGUUGCCGAGGAUGACGCUAGUGGUCAAGAGAGAAAGGAUGAUCAGGAUCAAGCCUCUAAGGCCGAAGUCGCCGAUAUCGAAUUGGCUAAAGAAAUGAGUAAGUCAGCAGACUUAUGGGUGCUGACUCAGUACUCCUACCCACAGUUGGCUAAAGCGGUUGCUGAACAGCUUGGCGACUCUGUGGACCCAGCCAAGUUGCGUUUAUUCGUGGUGAACAACCAAGGGGUAAGGUUUCCAUUGCUGUCAAGCCACUCACUUUCGCAAGUCUUUACUAAGCAGGUGUCGGUCUCGACAAUCACUAAUUUUGAAUAUGAGAUCCUAAACAUCACAUUGAAGGAGUAUGAAAAUUUGAAGUCAGUAAAAAUCUUUUGGAUGAAUACAAUUCAACAGUUCCAAUUGUUUGAUUUGUUAGUGCCUAAGACAAGUACUGUUGCAGAUUUGGUGACAAAGUUGAUACACAAGCUUUCUGUCCCACCAAAGCUUUGGAGCAACUUACUUGUUUGGGCGGGCCAAGAUAGCAAAUACAGCGAUUUAGUGAAGUUUGACAGGGAAAUCAGUGAUCUUCCUGAGGGUACCGAGCUCUACUGUGGUUAUUUCCCAGCUGAGGUCGAAAUUCUUGUCAGCAACGAUAUGUUUAAACGCUUUGACGAAAAAUACAUCGCAAAAGACGACAUCGAAGACGAACUUCUUAGAGAUGAGUUUGAGAAGGCUCAGAAGUUAUCAAAGCAGUUGAACAUCAUUCCCGCUUUUCAUUUCCAUAAAAACCCAGCGUACUGCCACGGCAAGCCUUUUAUCUUUGCAGCUUUUCCAGGUGAACCCUUCGAAGAAACCAAACUCAGAUUACGCAAGAAGCUUGGACUUGGCGCUCAGGCAUUUGAAAAAGUUCGCAUUGCUCUCACAGACGCCAAUGACAAGGGCCGGUACCUUGACAGCGACAAACCAAACUUGGAGCUCUUCAAAGAGAUUACUCAGUUCGAUAGCCCUACAUCCCUCGCACUCGACCAUCCUGAUAGAAACCCACGUCGCCAAAAUCCCUUUGGAAAAGGUAUUUCCAUAAGGUAA
Candidozyma auris is the source of this 3936-nucleotide messenger RNA. RefSeq names its product ubiquitin-specific protease UBP15. Gene Ontology annotation, molecular function: protein binding; cysteine-type deubiquitinase activity; cysteine-type endopeptidase activity. Gene Ontology annotation, biological process: regulation of protein stability; protein deubiquitination. Lineage: Eukaryota; Fungi; Ascomycota; Pichiomycetes; Serinales; Metschnikowiaceae. The coding region runs from base 1 to 3936 and encodes 1311 amino acids. The record is from RefSeq and is a predicted model, not a curated record. The transcript has a single exon. Gene Ontology annotation, cellular component: cytosol; nucleus.